UCCGGGCUAGGAGCACAGUUUGUCAUGUCUAACUUUGACAGUUCAGUACUGCCUGUACAACAAGUAGGCUAAAACGAGGAGGAGAAUUAACGAUUUAUUUUUUGUUUUUAUUAGAGCUACUUGUUUACAAAUACUCACCGUUUAUAUUAGGGUAGUUCAUUCAUUGAGUAGGCUUCAAUAUCUAUUGGGAGUGGGAAACGAAGUAGCCUUGUCUUCUUCAACCGGAAAAGUAAAUGCAAAAACUUUAGUCUAAACUUGGACAAUAAAGAGCCGUUCGUGGACGGAGAUAUAGAGAGUAGCCUAUUUCCACAAGGAAAGCGACACGUGCGCACGUCAAAACCUGUGGAGAAUUUACUGCAUCUUCUAAGAUUACGUUGACAUUUUCAGUGACUGAAAAAGAAUCAAGGAAGAGAAGUUAAGACGGAUGUACCACAAUGCGUAACCAUUUGUGCUUCACAGAGUAGUUGCUGGUGAUUUGUAUUACCGAGCCACUGUGUAGACUACACGAUUGUUUUUACAACCUGGAAAAUGCGUCCUUUACUUUAAUGCUGACCUCGUCUAUUAGAGGAAUUUAUGAAACGUGCUGGACGACGAAGUAAAACAGGAUAUUGUUAUUUAUCACAUUGGAGUAGAAAAACCUAAAAGGAAUAAACAACCAUGGGGACACAAGGACCAGGACGGAAAAGAAUUCCUAACAAAGAACGAUUGACAGCAGAAGAUGAUGCUUUGAAUGUAAUUGCGAGAGAGGCAGAGGCCAGGUUGGCAGCCAAGAGGGCAGCGCGGGCAGAAGCCCGAGAGAUCCGCAUGAAGGAGCUGGAGAGGCAACAGAAAGAGAACUCCGAUGAUGAGGAGCGGAUGUCCGUUAGUAGCCGAGGGAGCGUACGGGUGGAUGAUCGGUUAGACAGAGACUAUUUGGAGAAGGGGUCCAGAGCUUCCACCCUCUCCUCAGCUACCCUCGCAUCGCUGGGCGGGACAUCCUCUCGGAGAGGCAGCGGUGACACGUCCAUCACUGCUGAAACGGAGACCUCCAUACGAGAGAUCAAGGAGAUUCACGAACUUAAGGAUCAAAUCCAAGAUGUGGAGGCCAAGUAUAUGCAGAGCCUCAAAGAACUCAAGGACACUCUCACAGAGAUGGAGGAGAAGUAUCGUAAAGCCAUGGUGUCCAAUGCCCAGCUGGACAAUGAGAAAUGCAACCUGAUGUACCAGGUGGACAUUCAGAAGGACUCGCUCAUGGAGUUGGAAGAGCUGCUGUUUGAGACACGCCGAGAGUACGAGGAAAAGUUCAAGGAACUGGAGCGGGAGAAACAUGCCCACAGCAUUUUGCAGUUCCAGUUCAGCGAGCUCAAGCAGACGCUGAAGCAGAGUGAGGAGCUACUGACUGAGAUCCGUCAGCUGAAUCUCCAGCGGGACGGCUAUGUUAGGGAGGUUGCUGACCUGCAGGAAACUCUGGAGUGGAAAGAUAAAAAAAUUGGGGCCUUAGAAAGGCAGAAGGAGUAUUCUGAUGCGAUCCGGAAUGAGCGGGAUGAACUCAGGGAUGAGGUUGUCCAACUGAAAGAUGUUUUGAAGAAACAUGGUAUUGUCCUUGGACCAGACUUUAGCACCAAUGGGGAGACAGGAGAGUCUGGUGAUGGAACAGGUCCGGCAGACUCUGACGCCAAGACGUCACCCACAGAGGGAAGCAGUGUACUUGGCAGAAGUGAGGAGAAGCGGCCUGGAGUUGUGGAGGCGGCUGAAGGCUUGCAGCCAAAUCAGCCGGAUGAGGCAGUGCCCCAGAACCAUGUGACCCCACCCUCCCCCAGUGGCCCUGCAAGUGUUGUAGAGACCUGCCAAUCAGAGGAGCCAGGGGCUCCACCAAUAGGAAACAAAGAAGAGAUCAAGUCAGGGAAUACCAUUAAUACAGAAUUGAACAAUCCGUGCAAUGACACAGUAGAGAGUGUGAAGAUGGCUUCUGUGGUUAAUGCAGGUGCUGAGGAUGAGGUCACGAGAGAAGAGAAGGCGUCUUUGGAAGCUUCAGGUAGUAGUGUAGAGAGAUGUAAGCCUCCCGGGGAGGUGGAGGAGAUGGGUAACUCUGAGAUAGCUGGGCUGGAUCCCAAGGCAGAAAACCAAUUAGUCCAGAAAGUUGAGGAGGUGUGUGCUGGAGAGCCAGCAGCAGAGAUUAGUGAAGAUGUGGAGGAAAUAAGUGUGACUGAUAAAUCCGAGAAUGCUAAAGUUGUUGAAACAGGAGAGGGCACUACCCCUGUGCCUGAAAUUAUUGUUAGUAUUGACACCUCAGACCAGUCAGAGGAGAAGCCAUCAGAGGGUGUUGCAGACUUGUCCUCCUCAUGCACAGUAGUAGCAGAGGAGGAGGCAUCACACCCACCAAAAACAGAGGCUGAAGCUGAGGCUGCACCAGUGAGUGAGGAGGAAGCUGAAGCAUCUCAGACCCCUGUUAAGUCCCAGGAGUCUCAAGGUACCAGUGCCUCUGGGAAGAAGAAGAAGAGGAAGAGGAAGGGUAAACAGAAGCAGAAAGGGGGAGCACAGAGUGACGUAAAACAAGACAAUAAAGACUCAAAAGCUCAGGGGGAGAGCUCACUGAGUAAAGAUCCAGGACAGGAAUCUGGAAAGGAGAACUCUGGAGGGAAGGCUGCGGGCAGCUGUGUGGAGUCUAUCCAACAAUCUCCUGUGUGUGGUGAAGACGAUAGCACUGCAGAGAAGAGGCCUCUGGCUGAUACAAAGGAUGAUGCAGCGUCAGGAGAAUCAGAAAAUAUGCCUUGCCUUCAAGCCUCAGACAACAAAGAUGAAAUAAGAGACGAACCUGCUCUGGUAAGCAGUGGUGACAGAGCCACUGAAAUCUCUGAAGUACAUCCUAAUCCUGAAAGUGAGAACAGAGAACAUCCUUCAAGUGAUUUAGAACAAUCUCCUGUGUGUGGUGAGGCCGAUAGCACUGUAGAUGAGAGGCCUCUAGCUGAUACAAAGGAUGAUGCAGCUUCAGAAGAAUUGGAAAAUGUGCCUUGUCUUCAAGCUUCAGACAACAAAGAUGACAUAAGACAUGAACCCACUCCAGUAAACAGUGGGGACAGUCCCACCGAAACCCCUGAAGCACAUCCUAAUCCUGAAAGUGAUCAUACAGAACAUCCUUCAAGUGAUUUAGAAUCUGGACCAAAUACGGAUAGUGUUCCAGGAGACACAGAUGGCAGUCCUGAAGACAAAGACCUUACAGAUGGCACAGAGCACAAUCUUUGUGAAGAUAAGGAUGACUCAGCCCCCAAGGUCACUGGAGAUGAGCAGAAUGAUGAAGUUGUUCAGUCAAAGAAGAUCGAUGAACAAGAAAGCACUGAAAUCUCUGUGGAUGCUUCUGAGUCCAUUGUAAACACUGAUGUCUCUGAGAGUUGUCAAGAUCAGCAAGUCCAAGUGGAGAGUCUUCCUUGUGACACUCCGAUAGAUGAACAACAACCCACUGACACUGAAUCCCAGUUAACUGAAUCAAAAUUGAAUGUAGAGCAUCAAGCUUUGGGUGACCUUUCAGAAGACACACAUGCAAGUGACUCUCUUGAUAACGAGUUGGCCGAGGAGAAACCUGAGGGAUCUUCAGCUGUACUUAUGGAUUCCUCAGAUGCUCCAUCUCAGCUUGAUGGCUCUGAAUCCACAGAGACAGAUCAAGCAGAAUCAACUUUGCACUCAACAGAAAACGGCACAAGUCAAGAUGACACCAGAGAGUCUUUGCCUGACACUGGAGAGAAUGGCACUGAGACUCAACCAGAUGAAGCAGAAAAGGCAAUUGAUGCAUGCGCACAGAGUGGAGAAGUUGUUCAACCCAUGGCUUCAACAGAUGAAGAAAGCGAGCCAGUCAUCCAAGACCAGCUUGUUGCCACUGCUUCAUCUGAAGACCACCCCAGAGAAGCAAGUCCUGAAACAAGCGAUCCUGCGCCCAAGUCAAAAGCAGAAGAUGAUGAGGAAGAUGAUGAGGGGGAAGAAUUUCAAUUUGAAGAUCAAGAUUUAGAAUUAUUGCCUGAUAGCCCCAGACAACCCCUUACAGAGGAAACUAAAGGAAAUAGUUGUUCUAAGACGGAGGUGAAUGAAGAAGGUCGUCAGGGACAAGAUCAGGACAACAAUGGUAGUCAAGAGCAAAGUAGUGUAGAACAGCAAGAGGGUGGAGGGAAAGCUGAGGAUGAGGAACUUGAGACUGGACAAGAACCCAAGGUUCUUGGGGAAGAGGGUAGUGUAGGAGAGGAACCCAAAACAGAGGAAGCUGAUCAGGGAGAGUCUUCAGGGAUGGAUCACACCCCAGCAAAUCCUGAGCAUCCAUUAAGUAGCACAGAGGUUGAGGCUGAUGCCGCAGAAAAAGGAGAGGCCGGUUCAAUCAGUGGGGAUUCUGAGGGAGCAGGUCAGGUUGCAGAGGUAGAGUCAAGCCGACAAGGAGAGCCAACGAGGAAAGAUUCUAAAAAAGGAAAGAAAAACAAGGGGAAGGGGAAAGAGGACUGCAAAAUGUCUUAGUCUAAAUCUUGCCUGAAAAUAAAAUUUACCAAGGGGAGAGCUACAUAAUCACUUGAAAUUAUCUCAGUGCCUAAUGAGAUAAACAUAUAAAACAGGUUAUAUAACUAUCAGCACUCACAUAUUAUUUGAACAGUUUGAAGCAUGCAUUAGAAUAUUACUUUGAACAUUUCAGCGGUUUUGUAAAGUUGGAUAUUUUAACUAUUUGUCAGUCUGAAUGAACCUUUAAAUAGAUAGUGGCUCACUUGACAGUUGAAUUGUUGAGUUGACAGUUGAGUUGUUGACAGUUGAACAGCACUUCAAGUUUUCAGUGUUUUAUGACCUGGAUAUGCACAUAUCUGGCUUAAUGUUGUUACACCUCCAGUUGUUUUUGAGCAAUUGGAGGCUUGCAAGGCUCACUUGUGUAGUGUUGAGUAUAAUGUGUAUUAAUAUUACUAUGAUGAAUGUAGAUGGGAGAGAAGACCAAUCCAAUAACUUAUUUAUUUUACAAUUCUGCACCAGGAAGAACAGUCUGUUGAGAAAAGAUUUCAUAAAACUUUUGGGCUUGUCAGAUUUCAUGUACAUGUCACUAAGUGUCGUUUAUUACAAACUUGAUGUCGACAAACAACAAAUUUAACUGUUAGAUCAUUUGGGCAGUGGGGGGGGGGGGGUUCUAUAUCUGUGGGCUGCUUCACAGAGAUGAUGUAAUGUUUGGAAAAUUUGUAUUUUCAAUAAAAAAUACCCUAGUAGAGUAUCAGUAAAAUCCUAUGGCUUUUAUAUUGACAUUCCAUCUCGUCACAAUGUUCAUUCAUCCCAAUGCCGAGAAUUUGGGAAGGUAGUUCUUUCCCUUAGGACAUACCUUGGCAUGCUACAACCAAAGAGCUUAUGUGUUUUGAUAUUAAUAUUAAAUAAAAUCCCGUGUCUUACGUUU
Messenger RNA from Sardina pilchardus (European sardine), 5380 nucleotides. It is a transcript of the gene lrrfip1a, whose product is annotated as leucine rich repeat (in FLII) interacting protein 1a. The record is from RefSeq and is a predicted model, not a curated record. NCBI's taxonomy places the organism in Eukaryota, Metazoa, Chordata, Actinopteri, Clupeiformes, Clupeidae. Gene Ontology annotation, biological process: regulation of transcription by RNA polymerase II. The transcript is spliced from 12 exons. The coding region runs from base 658 to 4473 and encodes 1271 amino acids. Gene Ontology annotation, molecular function: RNA polymerase II cis-regulatory region sequence-specific DNA binding; DNA-binding transcription factor activity, RNA polymerase II-specific.